Molecule: messenger RNA, 3125 nt
Organism: Ectocarpus sp. CCAP 1310/34
Lineage: Eukaryota; Phaeophyceae; Ectocarpales; Ectocarpaceae
Source: the annotation of a GenBank genome assembly
CCCGCCUCAUUUCACAAUACACAAAUGCAGAGGCGUCUGCGGGCAGUACCUCCAUGUGGUGUGGUGGACCCGCUCGGCACCACUGAGGUGCACCGCAUCUGCCACACCUGUGCGGCCUCCCGCGAGCGCGAGACUUCAGGCGCGGGGACUGCUGGGGCGCAGCCAGAGAAGAACGGCUCUUCGAGGGCCAAAGGCAAGGGCUCCGCGGGCGCAAGUGGUGGCGCGAAAUUUGGCAAACAUGUCGCGAAGAAGCCCGGCGGCGCAGCCAAACGCAAGCGGGUGUCGACCGCGGACAAGGCGAAAGCCCUCGAACUUCUGAAGACGAUGAAAGUCCCUGCAGCUGCUACUAAGUUGGAGAUAGGCGAGAGCACCCCUUACAACUGGAAGAGUGACGAGAAGAAGAUUCGGGACGCAGCAGCGGGCGGCAAGGCGAACUCGAAGUCUAGCAAGGGAGGACAUUUUCCGAAGACCUUCGGGCGCAAAGCGAAAACAUCUCUCGCGGCGAAGGCAUCAACAGCUGAAGAACGCCGACGACUCGACGCCUUCAACGCUUCCGAGGGGUGGGCGAAACAUUUCAUCAGCCGCCACAACCUCCGCUCGAAGAGCCAGCACGGUCAGGCAGGGAGCGUCGACGAUGAAGCCAUCGCCGACGAACUCCGAAAGCUCCGGGAGGUGAUUGCCAAGUACGACCCGGAGAACAUCAUCAACUGCGACGAGACUGCGCUCCAGUACAGGAUGUCGCCCCGCCGCAGCUACACCACACCAGGCGAGGACAAGUCGACGGUACGGGGAGUGAAGGGCAUGAGCUUCAAGGAGCGCAUCACGCUGUACGUGGCGGCCGAUGCCAGCGGCCGGAAGUUGCCGCUGUCUAUCAUCGGGCACGCCAAGAACCCCCGGUGCUUCAGGCUGAGGACGUCGCCCCUCAAGUACUUCAGCCAGUCCAACGCGUGGUCUGACGCGCGUGUCUUCGGCGAGUGGUGGAAGGAGGUGCUUCUUCCGUGGGUGACGAUCCUGGAGCUGCCGCCGAACUGCACCGCGAAGCACCAGCCCUGCGACGCCGGGAUCGUCGCAGCUCUGAAGAAGAUCUUCAGGACCUUGCUGCUCCGCAUCCGCGUCGACACGAUGAAGGAGGCAGCCCAGCUCCGAGCGGAAGCGAAGAGACGCAAGGUGGUCAGCAGCCUCCAAGGGCUGGCGGAGGGACACGUGCCUCACCUGCUGGACGCCGCUGAGCUCUGCCACGACGCAUGGGGGCGUGUUUCUACGGAGACCAUCAGGAGGUGCGUGCUGAAAAAAGGCAGACAUUCUCUCCGCAGCACGCACGCGGACAUCGACGCGCAGGUUGGCCGCACCACGGUCACCGGCAACGACAGCGGAAUCGACGAGCUGGAGGGCUUGGUUUCGCCCAUGAGCGUUGGCACGAAGCAUGGACCUGUCGAUGAGGACGUCAGAGAGGCCCUCGCUGGCUUACAGCUGGCUCCGGGAGCGAAACCAAGUGCGGCUACGAUGCAGGCGAUGGACUCGGACGACGACGUCGAUCUGGUGGAGCAAGGCGAAGCGGGACAGCAGUCGUUAGCGGCAGCGGCCUCGCCUCCGCCGCCGUACGCUAACAAAGCACAACACCUUGUGAACUCGAGGACAUUGCCGAGAAGUGCGACAUGCCAGAGGCGUCUUACCACGUCCGUAAGGCUAAGCUAGCUUGGAUGAGUGCCCACGGGGCGGGGGCAACCAAGCAGACGUGUAUCCAAGACUACUUUUAACGGUUGCAGCAGACGUAGUGCUGAGGCUGACAGGCUUUGAGGGGUGCUUUGAUUUUCUGUGCCAAAAUUGCUUUGUAGCGCGUGCGAUAUUUUCAUACAGUACUACUGUACGUGAUGUAAAGCGUGUUUCGUUCCAUGGCUCGUAUUUGGCACGAAGGCUGUGGGUGGUGUGUUUUCAUGCGUGAAGGGGAUGGGUGGGGUACGAGUGUUUCGUUCAGUACGUGCGUCGGUAGAUUUUUCCUUGGAUACUGAUGCAUUCAUGGGCUCGCGUUGUAGUUCGAUUUGAGAUGCGAGUACAGUGUGCACCACAACACAACAAGCAGCAAGUACUUCUAUAUUGUUUUUCCACGCGCACUAAGUGUACCACACGACAACAUGAUACUUAGUCCAAUCUCCCAGCACAGGUUCCAAGAGCGUACCGUGACUUGGGUUCAUAUCGCUCGCCGACCAACAGACAAAGCUGUGCGUGGAGCUAGCCUAAGGUGCUGACGCUAGCUGGGUCGCGUGAUGUACGUAAAUGAUAGGCUCUUCAUGAGCUCUGAGGGCACAUACUGCUGGAGUCGGCGUCCGGGUGUCAGUGUUCCACGACCUUUCGAGUUGGCUACGGUUUAAGGUUUUUAUACUCUACUAAGCAUACUGUGGCGGUUUAGUACAGCUAUUCAUACUCUACUAAAACUUUUGUAAGUACGGCUCUUCAAUACUCUACUAAACAUCUUUUUGAGCACAGUGUGGCUUUUAAUACUCUACUCAUACUCACUUUUUAGUACGGCUCUUCAUACUCUACUCAACGUACUCUUGCGGUUUAGUACGGCUUUUCAUACUCUACUAAACAUACUCUUUGAGUUUAGUAUGGCUUCCUAUACUGUACUGUACCAUCACUUUAGUAUAGCUUCUCAUACUCUACUAAACAUACUGUUGCGUUUAGUAUGGCUGCCCAUACUCUACUCAGGCCAUAGUACAGCCCGCCAUACUCAACUCAGAGUACGUACUACUCAACGUCAGAGUACGUACUACCUUCCACCAAAGGGUGUGUUGGUGACGUCACUAUUCAGCAGAAAGUAGACAGUCUCGCCGCACAGAGUGGUGGUGGGCUCCAGGCUCCGAUACUCGCGCGCUCGCGUACUCAGAUACUGGGGUACUGAGGUAGUGGCCCGCAGGGGAGAUAGUGGCAGCUGAGCAUGAGUGACGCGAGCGGUGGUUCGGCCGCAUCUGCUCCCGAUGCGGGUGGUUCUCCCGGUACGAGUACCCUCGCACCGCGUUCUUCAACACAAGACGCGCAACAAGACAACGAGGUGGUCGUCGUGCCGGGCUCAACGAGUGGAGGAGCGCCACAGCAGUCAGUGAACGUCAAGCGUCCCGCACCGGUCU